AUGACACCACUGAAUCUUUCAAGUGUAUCUGCUAAUAAUGUCUUUAUUACUGUUGAUGAUGAGGAUGAGUUACUAUACGGAGAUGAAGAUACGUCUAACCUUGAUACAUCUGCUAAUAUCAGUAUGAAAGAGGAAACAAAAUCUAGCAAGAAGUCUCGGAAGAAGGAAUUGAAGAUGUCAUAUUGGGUAGCUGUUGCACGAGAAAAUGGAUCUUUAGAAAUAUUGAGUUUACCAGACUUUAAGAUAGCAUACUAUGUGAAGACGUUCCCCAUUGGCCAGAAAGUAUUGGUUGACACAGGAAGUUUGAAAGAAAUAAGUGCCAGCAAAUCUGGGUCUGGGUUGAGUCAAGACAAGACAGUUACUGAUAGCAUGUAUAAUAUACAUGAGGUGUUACUUGUUGGAUUAGGACAGCGGAAAUCUAGACCAUACCUGCUGGCCAGGGUAGAAGAUGGUUUAUUGAUCUAUGAAGCAUUCCCGUAUUAUCAGUCAAAGGAAGACAAUCACCUUAAAAUACGAUUUAAGAAAGUCCAGCAUAAUUUGAUUCUGAAGGAACGUAAGGUAAAGUUCCGAAAGAGAGGCGAAGAGAUCUUAGAUGAAUUUGAUGAAUUUAAAACUGAUCAAGGACAGUGGUUCUGGUACUUUGAUGAUAUUUCAGGCUAUAGUGGAGUAUUUAUUUGUGGACCAUAUCCACACUGGUUGUUUAUGACACAGAGAGGGUCCCUUAGGAUACAUCCCAUGGGACUAGAUGGUGCCAUCACAUGUUUUGCUCCAUUUCAUAAUGUGAAUUGUCCCAAAGGUUUUCUCUACUUUAAUAAACAGGGAGAACUACGAAUUUCAGUAUUACCAACUCAUUUAACAUAUGAUGCUCCAUGGCCUAUACGUAAAGUUCCAUUAAGAUGUACACCUCAUUUUAUCAUUUAUCAUACAGACAGCAAGACUUAUGCUGUAGUCAUGCAUACACCUGAUAUUGGCAACAAAUUGCCCAAAGUUACAUCAGAAGAAAGAGAAUUUGAUGUCUUUGAAAAAGAUGAGAGAUUUGUCUAUCCAACAGCACAGAAGUUUUCCUGUCAACUUUACAGUCCAACAUCGUGGGAAGUUGUGCCAAAUACACAAAUAGAGAUGGAAGAAAUGGAGCAUGUCACAGCCUUGAAAUAUGUACUGCUAAAGUCAGAGGAGACAGUGUCAGGGGUUAAAGGUUAUGUUGCCAUAGGAACCAAUUACUGUUUUGGAGAAGACAUUCUUGCCAGAGGAAGAAUAAUCAUAUUUGAUGUGAUAGAAGUUGUCCCGGAACCAGGUCAACCUUUAACAAAACAUAAAAUUAAGGUAGUGUAUGAUAAAGAACAGAAAGGUCCGGUGACAUCAUUGUCUUACUGUAAUGGUUUUCUAGUCUCGGCUGUAGGACAAAAGAUAUUUAUGUGGACAUUGAAGAAUGAUGAUCUCAUAGGUGUAGCUUUUAUAGACACACAUAUCUACAUACAUUCAUUGGUUACUUUAAAGAACCUGAUAUUUGCUGCUGAUGUACAGAAAAGUGUAACAUUAUAUAGAUAUCAGGAACAAGAGAGAGUCUUAUCACAAGUGUGCAGGGAUGUGAAACCUUUGGAAGUAUACAGUCUAGAUUAUUUUGUUGACAGUUCACAGUUAUCUUUUAUAGUGACAGACAAAUUGAAGAAUAUUUUGAUAUACCAGUACUUACCUGAAAUUCGAGAAAGUCAUGGAGGAACAAGAUUGUUAAGGAGAGCAGAUUUUAAUGCAGGAUCUCAUAUAAACACAAUGUUUCGUGUGCGAUGUAAACUCUCUGAUCCAUCUACAGAAAAAAAACUUACAGGACCACUAGAGAGACGCCAUGUUACUUACUUUGCAUCACUAGAUGGUAGUUUAGGUUACUUGUUACCGGUCUCAGAGAAGGUGUAUAGAAGAUUACUCAUGUUACAGAAUGCCCUUAAUAUGCAGCUACCUCACACUGCCGGGCUCAAUCCUAGAUCUUACAGAGCUGUACAAAAUAACUCAGCAGAUCUUGCAAAUGCCCACAAAAAUGUUCUUGAUGGUGAACUUCUUUGGAAAUUUCUACAUUUAAGUGUACUGGAAAAAUCUGAAAUGGCAAAACGAAUAGGAACUAGUGUUGAUCAGUUGGUUGAAGAUUUGAUGGAGGUUGACAGAUCUACAGCUCAUUUCUGAUCAAAAUGUUUAUAUUGACAAUGACAUGAUGUAGAAUCAUGUAUACAAGGCUGUAAAUAACUGACUGUAUAAUGUACCUACCACAGUGUUCAAUGUGUAUUUCAUACAAAGGGAGUGGAAGUUGUUUUAAGAUUGUGGGACUGACUUACUUCCCAUUGCAGCGUCUUAAUGAAGACAUUAUGUUGUUGUUUUUGGAAAAGGGUGUGGUGAUGGGGUGGGGGGGGAAUGCAUUUAUACCCUUUGUUUAAACAUUUCAUAGAACUGCAUUUUUGAUUUAUACAUAUUAGACAGACGUGAUUUUUUGGAGGGAAAGCGUAUAUGCUGAUAAUGUCUCUUAGUGUUUCUUUGUGUUUUAAUAAUACGAUUAAAGAGGAUCAAACCAGAUUGCUUAUUAAUUUGAAAAAGUUUUUUUUCUUUGUAAAAAAUAUCAGUCAGAAAAGGAUUUGAAAAACACAUCAAUAUUAAUAUAUCCCAUGCUGAAACAAUGUACAUUCAGUCAGAUGUUUUCUUAGCUUGAUACAUAUAUUAAUGACAUAAGAUACACAUGUGAUUGGCUAAGAGGAUGUUAAUUGUAAUGUGUGGUGGCAUAAAUUUCAGUAUGAAAGUAUGAAUUUGCCAGUCCACUUUAUGCCAUACAAAAUGGAGUUGUUGGACAUGAUUUAAAGUUAUUUUAUUAAGACUUGUGUGAAGUAGAAUUUAUAUAAUGUCUUUGAUAUUUAAAAUGUCAGUCUUGUUCUUAGAAAUGCUUGUCAACAUUGCACAAACUUAUAGCAUAAAAAAUUGUGAAAAUGUAAACCCCUGUGUAAUGAGCUUGUAUUAUAUUCAUCUUUUAUUUGUCUCACUAUAAAACUACAAAUGUAUUAACUUCAUGCUUUUUUUUGUUAAGGAUAUAUGUCUGUAUUUUUGUACAGAAAUAAAGUUUUAAAACUUA
Molecule: messenger RNA, 3106 nt
Organism: Ruditapes philippinarum (Manila clam)
Lineage: Eukaryota; Metazoa; Mollusca; Bivalvia; Venerida; Veneridae
Product: cleavage and polyadenylation specificity factor subunit 1-like
Exons: 20
Coding region: 1-2175 (724 amino acids)
Cellular component (GO): nucleus; mRNA cleavage and polyadenylation specificity factor complex
Molecular function (GO): nucleic acid binding; protein binding
Source: RefSeq, a predicted model, not a curated record